AACUAUCAUAAUUAUUAUACAAGAACUGUUAUACCUUUAAGGAAAUCCAAACAUAUCAAACAAAGUUUUCACAGUAAAUUUAAACAAGAAAAAAUACUCAAACAACAGUCUGGUGCUAAAUACAAGAAAAAAAAAGUGUACUUGCAAGCAAGAAAGAAUUUAUAAUUAACAGAAACCCGGAAAAUCACAACAAAUAAUAAAUCUUGGAUCAUAAAAGUUGAAAGUGAUAGUGAAAUUAAGCGUUUUAUGUUUUUUUUUUUUAUUUUUUGCUCCAUUUGAGUAAACAAUCGUCAUUGGCGAUGAUGAUGAUGAUUGCGCCAUGACGAGAGUCGGUGCAUGAGUUUAACGUACGUCACAGUGUGCAUGCGUGUGACAACAAUUUAACGGCGAAGCUCCGAGAACGACAGAACAGCAAAACAAAAAAAAAAAAAUAAAAAUAAACAAGCCAACAUUUAAAUUAAAUAAAAUGAAAUUUAAAUACUUAAUGCCAGAAGUUGCCGUUGCAACGAUAGACCAGCAGCAGCGGCACCAUAGGAAUAAAAAUAAAGUGUCGUGGUCAACGUUCUCAUCGUCUGUGUUUCACAUUCUCGCUUUUGUCACAUGCAUCGCCUUUAUUCCCACCACAAAUGCAAUCAUAGAUAGGUUAGUGGUACAAACGAGUAGCGGGCCCAUUCGGGGAUAUUCCGAUCAUUCGCAUGGCAGGGAAGUGCAUGUCUUCUUGGGAGUUCCCUUUGCCAAGCCGCCCAUUGAUAGUUUGAGGUUUAAGAAGCCCGUUCCGGUAGAGCCGUGGCACGGAGUGCUCGAUGCGACGCGAAUGCCGAAUACGUGUGUGCAGGAAAGAUACGAAUAUUUUCCCGGGUUUGCCGGCGAGGAAAUGUGGAAUCCCAACACGAAUGUCUCCGAGGAUUGUCUCUAUUUGAAUAUUUGGGCGCCCGCAAAGGCACGACUUAGGCAUCAGCGUGGCACAAGUAAGGAGCAGUAUCAUACGCGAACGAACGACGAGGAGGAGAGUAAUCACAAGUUGGCGAUGCUCGUGUGGAUUUAUGGCGGCGGAUACAUGUCCGGGUCGAGCACGUUGGAUAUUUACAAUGCGGCGGCACUUGCGGCAGUCGGAAAUGUGAUUGUGGCGUCGAUGCAGUAUCGCGUGGGCGCAUUUGGCUUCAUGUAUCUCGCGCCCUUGUUGCCGGGCAUGGAAGACGAGGCACCAGGUAACAUGGGAUUAUGGGAUCAAGCACUUGCCAUUCGUUGGUUAAAGGACAAUGCCAAGGCUUUUGGCGGUGAUUCGGAUCUCGUUACACUUUUUGGCGAAUCGGCGGGCGGAAGUGCUGUCAGUUUGCACAUGUUGUCGCCCAUCACGCGUGGCUUGUCAAAACGUGGCAUCUUGCAAUCGGGCACGCUGAAUGCCCCGUGGAGUCACAUGACGGCAGAGCAGGCGGUGCAAAUUGGCAAGGCACUAGUUGAUGAUUGCGGUUGCAAUUCAACGUUGCUCGCGGAACAACCAGCUGCCGUUAUGCAAUGCAUGCAGCAAGUUGACUCGAAGACAAUUUCCGUGCAACAAUGGAACUCGUAUUCGGGCAUUUUGGGUUUUCCCAGUGCGCCAACGAUCGAUGGGGUUUUUAUGCCAAGCGAUCCGAUGACGAUGCUAAAUGAAGCCGACCUUGACGGUAUCGAUAUAUUGGUUGGCAGUAAUCGGGACGAAGGCACCUACUUUUUGCUGUACGACUUUAUUGAUUACUUUGAGAAAGAGGGAUCUACGGCGUUGCCACGUGAAAAAUUUCUGGAAAUAAUAAAUCAAAUAUUUAGUAAAGCAUCCGAACCGGAAAGAGAGGCCAUUCGAUUUAUGUACACAAGCUGGGAAAACAACGACGGCUACCAAAACCAAUACCAAAUUGGCAAAGCUGUGGGCGAUCACUUCUUCAUCUGCCCCACGAACGAGUACAGCAUCGGCAUGGCUGAGCGUGGCGCCAAAGUUCGUUAUUAUUAUUUCACACAUAGAAGCAGCACAAGUUUGUGGGGCGAGUGGAUGGGCGUUUUGCAUGGCGACGAAGUCGAAUACGUGUUUGGGCAUCCAAUUAACGAUACGGCGACGAAACAUCGGCAAAACGAACGGGAUUUGAGUCGAAGGAUUGUGAAGUCUGUCAGUAAUUUCGCGAGAACUGGUAACCCUGCACUCGAUGGUGAACAUUGGCCUCCAUACACAAAGGAUAAUCCAAUUUACUACAUCUGGAACGCCGAAGACGAUAUUAGAGCUGAUCGAUAUGGUCGCGGUCCAAUGUCCGCCGAAUGCGCUUUCUGGAACGAUUAUCUUCCGCGAUUACGUGCAUGGGCCGACACAACGCCCCAAAGUCUUCAGUGCGACAUUACCAGUGAGCCAAUUAACGGAAGUGAUCCCAAUAUGGCAAUGAUGACGUCACAAUCCUCCGUUACUUAUACAUUAUUACUCGCAAGUGCAUACCAAGUUGUUCAACUGUGGUAAAUUAAUUUAAUUUUAAAAAAUUUUUUUUUUUGCAAAAAUAAUUUUUUUACUAAAAAAUAAUAUUUAACACGCUAAAAUAUUUAAGAAAAAACGCUUGCAUAAAUGAUGAAAAAAAAAAUAGUUUAAGAAUUAAAUUAACUCAAAUUAAAAAAAAAAUGGCAAAGCUUUGUUGGAUGUUGUCUCGUAGUGAAAACAUAACGCUUUCCAUGUUUAAAAGCAAACCAAAACAUAUCAAGUAGAACCUUUUUAUUUUUAAUCAUAAUAAAAUAAAAUUAGCAAGUAAGACAUGAACCUGCAACAAAACAUAUCAAAGAAGAAAAAAAUGUAAAAAAAUCGAUUAGAUAGAGAAACCAAAGAAAUACCCCGAAAUGGAAAAAAAGUCUCAACGGCUCUCAAACAAAAUAUGCCUUCAGAACAUUAGAUUUCUACGAGAGACAAGAAAAAAAAGUAUAUAAUAAAACCCCGCAAAAAAAAAAAUUUGUAAGCCUACCAAAAGGCUCUAAAAAGAAUAAAUAUUGAAA
Culicoides brevitarsis is the source of this 2997-nucleotide messenger RNA. RefSeq names its product acetylcholinesterase. The record is from RefSeq and is a predicted model, not a curated record. The transcript has 9 exons. Gene Ontology annotation, cellular component: plasma membrane. The coding region runs from base 467 to 2476 and encodes 669 amino acids. NCBI's taxonomy places the organism in Eukaryota, Metazoa, Arthropoda, Insecta, Diptera, Ceratopogonidae. Gene Ontology annotation, molecular function: acetylcholinesterase activity. Gene Ontology annotation, biological process: choline metabolic process; acetylcholine catabolic process in synaptic cleft.